This is a messenger RNA of Solanum lycopersicum (tomato), 1917 nucleotides long. Lineage: Eukaryota; Viridiplantae; Streptophyta; Magnoliopsida; Solanales; Solanaceae. The record is from RefSeq and is a predicted model, not a curated record.
CACUGUUUGGAGUUCCCACUCCUACUUAAAUUUUGGUGACGAAUUCUUCUUUUGUGAACGGGAUGGCCGUAGGAUAGUUUCAGAAAAAAUACCAGAGCUUGUGAAUAUUGUCGACCAAACUCUAGCCAAGCGGCAUGAACAGAAGGUUUCCGUACAAAAAUUUUGGCUAAAUUUACCAUCCUUUCAUCAUAUCAACUUAUCUCAAGUUCAUGAUUGGGUUAAGACCCUUGUCGCGAGUAACAUUAAGGAAUUGAUUUUAAAUGUUGAUGGAAUUGUUAACAAUUUCAACAGCUUGACUGAAGAAUUCUUUGCUGCCGAGAAACUAAAUGUUCUUGAUAUACAGGGAUUUAAUCUUGAAUUGCCCCUUGAGCAGGGCAUAAAGUUUCCAUAUUUGCAAAAGGUAAGUCUCUCUGAUACACAUUUUGACGAACAUUUUGUUCAAGCUUUAUGUGCAAGUUGCAGUGCUUUAGAGGAUUUAAGGUUAGCUAGUUGUCAGGGACUAGGCAGUUUACAAAUCGCAAGGAAUUUACUAAAACUAAAGACGGUUUUGCUAUGUUGUCUUGCUGAACUAACGAUGGUUGAUAUUGUAGCACCAAAUCUUGAAAAUCUUUACAUUGAAAGUUGUCGUUGGAUGCUACAAGUAGUUAAAAUAACUUGUGGAAAAACCUUGAAGUAUUUGUGUCUCGUCAAUUUGUUUGUCACUGAUGGAUGGCUAAAAGACCUUCUUUGUAAUCAACCCAACCUUGAAGAAUUUCACUUAAGGGGUUGCUUAAAAUUGCAGAAAGUCAAGAUCUCAAGUGACCGACUCAAGUAUCUUUCACUAUCACGGUGCUUAGACUUGAUUGACAUUGAAUUGCAUACUCCUAAUUUAACUAGCUUCACAUAUGAGUGUAGUGUUAAAUUGCCAACAUUCAAACUUAUGAAAGCUUCAGUUUUGCUAGAACUUGUACUCGAAUUCUGCGUAGGUGGAGAUAAAUUUGAUAGUCAUUGGUACUGUAUGCUCAUGAAAUUUCUUGGAAACUUCAAGCAAUCGAAGUCUAUUAAUUUACAAUGUUUGUUCCCGCGUGGAAUAGUUAUACCAAAAGACAUGAGAAAAAACUCAGAUCCUCCGCUCUUUGGUACUAUUGCUACCUUGCAUAUAGAAUACGGAUUUUUGGUGAAUUGCUCACUUGACAUUGUUGAUAGUUUUCUUUGGAUUUCUCCUCAACUCAACACCUUAACUUUUGUCCGGGAUUCGGACUUAAGCUGUACCUUGAAGUUUAUAUAUGAAGAUGCGUCAGCUGAAGAUGAGAAAACUUUUCGGAGUCAUAAGUUAAAGGAAGUCGAAAUGGAAAACUUUACAUGUAUGGAGCAACAGGAGUUGAGAAAUUAUCUUUUCACAAAUGAAGAUCACAUCGGUGAAGAAGCGUCCAUUGUCUAAUAGAUCGGACAGAGGUCUUCCAAAGCUUUGGUUGUCCAAACUUUUUUGAGAAUGAAAUGAUACUCAUGGAGUGUGCUUGUGAUUACUGUACAAGCAAAGAGUUGCAUUUACUCGUGAACGAUGAUGAAGAGGCUAUAGAAGAUAUCGAGAAGUUGUUGUUGGUUAUUAUGCUAUUUGGUGCACUCAAGGAAGUCGAGCUAAUGCUUGAAGGUUCUGUUGAAGUUUCAAUUCCUCCCGUCCCGUUUUCCUUUUCCUGUUCUGUUUAGAUUGACUGUGUUUUCCCUUACUUUUUGUAUGCUAUGUUUCUUGGAUUGUUGCCUCAUCCAUGUCGGAUCCUCCAAAAAUGCAACAUAACUUGUAUGUUGUCUGCAUUAUGUUUCUUGAAAUGAACUAUUCCGAUUUCAAGUCUCUAUCUUUCGAAAUUACUGUUCUGAUACAUUUCAUGUAUGUGAUAUUUACUUAUAUUUAUAACAAAUUAAGAACUUUGCUUUGUGCAA